Messenger RNA from Dovyalis caffra, 1107 nucleotides. NCBI's taxonomy places the organism in Eukaryota, Viridiplantae, Streptophyta, Magnoliopsida, Malpighiales, Salicaceae. The record is from the annotation of a GenBank genome assembly.
AUGGGAAUGGAAGAGACCAAGAAGGCUGAGGCACAUUUGACAUCUGCUGCAGCUUUCGUGGAAGGGGGAAUCCAGGAAGCUUGUGAUGAUGCUUGCAGCAUAUGCCUAGAAAACUUCUCGGAGAGUGAUCCUUCAACUGUGUCAAAGGAGUUCCCAGUGCCCUAUGUGUUGGCAACCCAUCAGUUUGAAGGAUCCCACGAGGAGUUACUUGAGGCUGUAGAACAGGAGAGGAAUUUUAGGUUUAACCCAUCAAGAAAUGCUACCAUAUUUCAUCAUCCAACCCUUGGGGACUUUGAAUUACAGCAUUUGCCAGUGGGUGCAAAUGACGCUGAACUUGAAGAGCAAAUAAUCCAGCACUUAGCUGCUGCUGCUGCAAUAGGGCGGCGUCAUAUUGCAAGAAGAGAAGGGCAGCGGAACAGGUCAUCAGGUCAAGGUCGUCCACAAUUCUUAGUAUUCUCAAGUCAACCUAAUGAAUCUCCUGCUGGUUCAAUCUCUUCCUCUCCAACUCAGAGAGAAGGUGAACCCAUUUCUGCAAUCACAGUAGCAACACCAUCUGCCCCAACACUUGAAUCUUCUCCACAACCUAUCACAUCGCUAUCUACUAAUGCCCUGGCUGAUCCAUCUCCUGCUUCAGCUUCUGGAUCCAGUGUUAUCAAUCAACAUGGAAAUUCCAUGGAUAAUAGGUCUCCUGUUGAGUCUUAUCCAAAUAGUCAAGACAGAGCAGGGCCAUCGGAACUUCAAUCAUUUUCAGAGUCUAUCAAAUCUAAAUUCAAUGCAGUGUCAAUGAGAUAUAAAGAUUCGAUUUCAAAGAGCACUAGGGGAUGGAAAGAGAGAUUUUUCUCUCGUAAUACUACCAUCGUGGAUCUAGGUUCUGAAGUUAGAAGAGAGGUCAAUGCUGGAAUUGCGACAGUAUCUCGCAUGAUGGAGCGUCUAGAAACCAGAGACAAUAGUAGAACUGGCACCUCUUCUGUGUCAAACAGUGUGGAGGAUGGUUCACUUGCAGAAUCUAACAAUCACCAAUUGCCGGAGGUUGGUGGUGGCAAUGCAACGAGUGAUCCCAAUACCGAUGGGCAAGCUUCACGCGCUGCAACUUCUGGUUCUGUUUAA